Messenger RNA from Aureobasidium pullulans EXF-150, 2022 nucleotides. RefSeq names its product MFS transporter. Gene Ontology annotation, biological process: transmembrane transport. The coding region runs from base 201 to 1964 and encodes 587 amino acids. The transcript is spliced from 3 exons. NCBI's taxonomy places the organism in Eukaryota, Fungi, Ascomycota, Dothideomycetes, Dothideales, Saccotheciaceae. Gene Ontology annotation, molecular function: transmembrane transporter activity. The record is from RefSeq and is a predicted model, not a curated record.
CUAACAUGCAAGAACCGACAUAUCAAGCUACCGAGGACGCCUCGGUAUUUUGAAAAGUCAUGUUCGAUGUCAACGGCUAAGUUUGCCAUCCCUGUCCGUUGAUGGCCUGUGUCAUUUUGUAUAAGAUCAUCUCGUAGCACCACAACAUGUAGGCUCUUUCCCUUUCCCAUCCCUGAUUGUAACGACCCCAUCUCCCCAGAAUGGACUCCACCGACUCCGAGAAGGUGCAAUCUACCAUCCCACACAAGUUUUCCCUCUUUCGUCUUGUCCGUGACCAAGCUCGUGUGAGCCCGGAAGUUCUCGCUCAUCGCUAUGAGGGAUCUGGCACGGCGGAUGAUCCAUACCUGGUCAUCUGGAUACCUGAUGAUGCAGGUAAUCCACUCAACUGGUCCAAAGGAUUCAAGUGGACUGUAACCAUGACGGUCGCAAUGACAUGUUUCGCUACUGCCUUUGCUUCUAGUGCUUUCAGCGGAACCCUUCGCGAACUCGUAUACGGCUUUCACGCUUCGACCGAACUCAUCACAGCUGGUGUAUCCCUUUUUGUCCUCGGAUUUGCUCUCGGCCCUCUAGUCUGGGCACCACUUUCUGAAAGCGUUGGCCGUCAAUACGUCUUCUUCUCGACUUUUGCAGCAUUUACUGCCUUCCUUGCUGGUUGCGCUGGAGUGAACACUAUCGGUGGUCUCCUGGUUUUGAGAUUCUUUGCUGGCUCAUUCGGAUCAUCGCCGUUCACCAAUGCUGGAGGUGUCAUCUCCGAUAUCUUCUCGGCUCAAGAGCGUGGUCUGGCAAUCACAAUCUUCUCUCUUGCUCCUUGCCUCGGUCCCGCCGUCGGUCCUCUCGUUGGCGGUUUCCUUGGUGAAAACGAGGGAUGGCGCUGGGUACAGGGCUUGUUGGCCAUCUUCGCGGGCGUUCUAUGGAUUGCUGGCUCCCUCAUCGUUCCGGAGACCUAUGCCCCCGUUCUACUGAGACGCCGCGCGGAAGAGCUGUCGAAGAGAACUGGUAUGGUCUACAUGACCAAGUUCGAUGUCGAAAGAGGACCCAUCUCUGCCAAGCAGAUGGUGUCCACCGUUCUGGUCCGUCCUUGGAUUCUGCUCUUUACUGAGCCCAUCGUUCUCUUGCUAUCCAUCUAUAUCGCCAUCAUCUACGGUACACUGUAUCUCCUGUUCGCUGCCUUCCCUAUCGUUUUCCAGCUUCACCGUGGCUGGAGCGAAGGUAUCGGUGGUUUGGCCUUCCUCGGUGUUGCUGUAGGCAUGUUUUCUGCCAUCGGCUUCUCACUCUACAGCCACAAGUGGUAUAUGGCAGCCGCUGCUAAGAACGGCGGUCUCGCGCCACCUGAGGCUCGUCUCAUCAUUGGAAUGGUUGGCUCAGUCGCGCUUCCCAUCGGCAUGUUCUGGUUUGCUUGGAGCAACGGCCCUUCCGUUCAUUGGAUCUCGCCUGUUAUGGCCGGCGCUCCCUUCGGCUUUGGACUCACUCUGGUCUUCCUCUCCGUUACGUCCUACCUCAUCGACGCAUACGUAAUUUACGCCGCCUCCGUCCUCGCCGCAAACACAGUGCUCCGCUCUCUCUUCGGUGCUGCCUUCCCUUUAUUCACCCGAUAUCUGUAUAACGCACUUGGCAUUCAUUGGGCCUCGUCCAUCCCUGCCUUCCUCGCCCUCCUCUGCGUACCCCUCCCCUUCUUCUUCUACAAAUUCGGCGCCAGAAUAAGAGCUAGAUGCACGUAUGCCUCUGCAGCGGAAAAGGCCGUCAUGAUGUUGAUGGCAAAAGCUGCCACCACAACAGUGACAACAAGAGAAGGCAGUAUGGGCAGUGAAGAUGACAUUGACAUCGAGAAGGCUGAUGUCAAGGAUCCUGCGGAGUUGACAAGAGCAAAGACGAACGAUACGGUCAGAGAUCCUGCUGCUGUGUACGAGGCUAGUCCUUAUGAUAUUGACCGUGUCAAUACCAAGAACUCUGUCGCUGGCAUUUGAGGUGAUAGAUGUAAUGAUCAAAUUAGACUACUAGACUCUUAGACUUCAGAUAUACCCC